Aspergillus pseudonomiae is the source of this 1659-nucleotide messenger RNA. It is a transcript of the gene argB, whose product is annotated as ornithine carbamoyltransferase. The transcript has a single exon. Bases 282 to 1400 code for a protein of 372 amino acids. Gene Ontology annotation, biological process: L-citrulline biosynthetic process. Gene Ontology annotation, cellular component: mitochondrion. NCBI's taxonomy places the organism in Eukaryota, Fungi, Ascomycota, Eurotiomycetes, Eurotiales, Aspergillaceae. The record is from RefSeq and is a predicted model, not a curated record. Gene Ontology annotation, molecular function: ornithine carbamoyltransferase activity; amino acid binding.
AAUCAUGCGACGCUAACCCGAGCUGGAGAAGGCGUGGUGUGGAGACGGAAAAAGCGGAUCACAUUGGAGGAGUCACACUUAACGCUUUCAAGCUAACUGAACUGACUCGACGAGCGAGCUAAGGUACGAUCUUUCUUUUUUCUUUUUUUUUGUUGCUGCUGGUGACUCUUUCCUUUAGUCCGGUAAGAAAUUGAGUCAUCUCAAUUCCCCGAUUCUUGCUCUAUAUAUUCCUCCUGUACGCCAUUGCUUCACCGCAUACACCACCGUUGAAUUAUCUCAUCAUGACUUGCGGUCUGAAGCUAGCCGCCGCUCGUUACGGCAACCAUAGCUUGCGCCAGAGGAUCCCACUCAACGCGGUGCGCCGAUACUCUUCUCAGACUACUACUUCUACGGCUCCCCCCACCUCGCCGUUUGCUCCUCGCCAUUUCCUUUCCAUCGCUGAUCUUACCUCAACGGAGUUCGCAACCCUCGUCCGCAAUGCAUCUUCACACAAAAGAACCAUCAAGUCCGGGUCCAUCCCUCAGAAUCUGCUUGGCUCUAUGACUGGGCAAACAGUCGCCAUGCUGUUCAGCAAACGCAGUACCAGGACCAGGAUAUCUACUGAAGGGGCUGUGGUGCGCUUGGGAGGACAUCCAAUGUUUCUAGGCAAGGAUGAUAUCCAACUCGGGGUCAAUGAGUCCUUAUAUGACUCUGCAGUUGUAAUCUCCUCCAUGGUCUCUUGCAUUGUAGCCCGAGUCGGCAAGCACGCUGAAGUUGCAGACCUUGCCAAGCACUCAACGGUGCCUGUGAUCAACGCUCUCUGUGACUCCUUCCACCCCCUCCAGGCCAUUGCCGAUUUCCAGACCAUCUACGAAACAUUUACUCCUAAGGCCCAUCGCUCGGAUAGUUUGGGUCUCGAGGGCCUCAAGAUUGCCUGGGUCGGCGAUGCAAACAACGUUCUGUUCGACAUGGCGAUCGCUGCUACCAAGCUGGGUAUUGAUAUCGCCGUUGCGACCCCGAAGGGCUAUGAGAUUCCUGCUCCGAUGAUGGAGUUCAUCAAGCAGGCCAGCAAUGGUGUCUCGAAGCCAGGAAAGAUUAUUGAAACCAACGUUCCUGAGGAGGCGGUUAAGGGUGCAGAUAUCCUGGUAACUGACACUUGGGUUUCCAUGGGACAGGAGGCUGAGUCGAUCAAGCGAAUUAAGGACUUCGAGGGCUUCCAAAUCACUGCGGAACUUGCCAAGCGUGGUGGUGCGAACGAAGGCUGGAAGUUCAUGCAUUGCCUGCCUCGUCACCCUGAGGAAGUCAGUGAUGAAGUUUUCUACAGCCCGCGAUCCCUGGUCUUCCAUGAAGCGGAGAAUCGGCUGUGGGCUGCGAUUUCAGCCAUGGAGGGCUUUGUUGUCAAUAAGGGAAAGAUUGAGUGAGCCUUGAAAAAGAAAUAAAUCUUGAAAAACAUAGUCUGAAUAUCCAUCUCGAGUGAAUUAAUGGACGGGUCUGACUUCCCAUACCAACGUUUGUAUAGAACACCAGAAAUAUGUAUGGAGUAAAACACAUCUAUAUGCGGAGUACCCGAGAACAAUGUCUGGUAGAAUCCGUAGUUCGAGCACUGACGUAGUGAUAUCAACAGGACUCUACCAUCUGAUCAAGGAAAAUGCCACCAAUCUACCCAACAGAAAGAAAACA